This is a messenger RNA of Dama dama (fallow deer), 870 nucleotides long. RefSeq names its product latherin-like. The record is from RefSeq and is a predicted model, not a curated record. Bases 1 to 870 code for a protein of 289 amino acids. The transcript has 10 exons. NCBI's taxonomy places the organism in Eukaryota, Metazoa, Chordata, Mammalia, Artiodactyla, Cervidae. Gene Ontology annotation, molecular function: lipid binding.
AUGUCUGGCGAACGCAGCAGCAGCCCCUUUGGAUCACUCAAGGAAAUCAACAACAUCACUGUCACAUUUGUGAAUGAGGUGGAGACCUUCGUAAUGCAGUACAUGGUGUGCCCACGAAUCUACACCAUCAUCAACUCCCUGGAUGUGAGUUUUAUUAAGGAAGUCAUCGGUGCCCGUUCCAAGAUGCAGAAGGUCUCCAGCCUCUUCAUUCUCCUCUGUGGGCUGCUUGCUCUGUCCUCUGCUCAAGAAGUCCUGUCUGAAGUUUCUUCCCAGAUCAACGAUGUCUUGACUCAAGAACUCCUCAGCAUGGGCUUUCUCCCAAGCCUGCAGAAAAUCAGCCUUCAAGAGUCAUUGCAGAAUGUCUUCCACCUACCAGCAGACGUGCUGGGCAUCAACAGUGACAUCUAUGUUGUGGUAGAACUAGAAGACCCCCGCCUCCUUCAGGUCUUCCUCCAGGACUCCGUCAACAACAAGGAAGCCGAAUUACUGGUAGCGUUGGCAUUUUCUGCACAUACAAAGCUUCCAGGUCUUAAUACCCUCAUAUUUCAAGUGAGGACAAAUAUGAAAGUCCAGCUUCGUUUGGAGAAGGAUGUAAAUGGCAUAUACCGGCUCACCUUCGGGCACUGCAGGCUCAUUCCUGAGAGUGUGCAGAUCCAAUCUGGAAGUCUAACCAGUCGGAUACCAAAUUUUGUUUGGGAAUAUGUGGAGAUAACUAUAAAAAACCUGAUCAUCAAUAAUUUGGGAGCAAAAGUAUGCCCCUUCAUCAAUUCAUGGCUCUAUAACCUGAACCCACAGGUGGCUAAUGAGCUGAUGAAUUGGCUGCUGCAGCAGAAUGGGUACCAAGCCACCAUUGAAAUAGCUUCAAAGUGA